Tachyglossus aculeatus (Australian echidna) is the source of this 1070-nucleotide messenger RNA. It is a transcript of the gene ERG28, whose product is annotated as ergosterol biosynthesis 28 homolog. The record is from RefSeq and is a predicted model, not a curated record. Gene Ontology annotation, molecular function: protein-macromolecule adaptor activity. Gene Ontology annotation, cellular component: endoplasmic reticulum; membrane. The transcript has 5 exons. Lineage: Eukaryota; Metazoa; Chordata; Mammalia; Monotremata; Tachyglossidae. The coding region runs from base 108 to 530 and encodes 140 amino acids.
CGCCGAGCGGGGAGGUGGGCGGGGCCGGAGCUGCCUGCGGGGCUGCGGGGCUGGUCCCAUUGACAGAUACAUCCUGCCGGGCAAAUUCCUCCGGGUGCCGCGUUGAAAUGAGCCGCUUCCUGAACGUACUACGCAGCUGGCUGGUUAUGGUGUCCAUCAUCGCCAUGGGGAACACCCUACAGAGCUUUCGGGAUCACACCUUCCUCUAUGAAAAGCUGUACACCGGCAAGCCCGACCUCGUGAACGGCCUCCAAGCUCGGACCUUUGGAAUCUGGACCCUGUUGUCCUCGGUGAUACGCUGCCUUUGUGCCAUUGACAUCCGCAAUAAGACGCUCUAUCACAUUACCCUGUGGACCUUCCUCCUUGCCUUGGGACACUUCCUCUCAGAGGUAUUUGUGUAUGGAACGGCAGCUCCAACAAUUGGUGUCCUGGCCCCACUGAUGGUGGCAAGUUUCUCCAUCAUGGGCAUGCUGAUCGGAUUGCAGUACCUGGAAGUGGAACCAGUAUCCCGCAGCAAGAAGAGAAACUGAGGCAUCACACGUUGUAGCGUCAUCUCCCCACCUCUGGGCCAUCCUUGCCAAACUGACAUAGCCUGAUUGGGAACCCGGGCAAAUCACUCUCUAUCUCUAGUGGUUUUCCUUUCCCACUCUAUCGUGGGCUUCUUCCCUGACCUGCAAACCUCCCAACUUUCAGAGCCAGUGCAAUUGCCAGGUUCCCCCAUCACAGCAACCCUCACUCCUUUUUCGGUUGGUUUUCCUUUUUUGGAGGACUUGGCUCUCUGGGGAGAUGCCCGGUGCUACCAUGCCCCAGAGCAGCGGGGGUGAAUGAAAGGUCAGUGGCUUCAGCUCUGCUGCCACAAACGGUGGCCUCUAGGACUCCUCCAACACCCCCCGCCUCCCUAGGGGAGGAGUGUUCCCUGAAGGCCUCAACAUUCCUGCAGGAGUUUCUGGGAGCAAAGGACCUGGCGUCAGCCCACCCCCUGGCACCUGGGUUUCCCUGGAGACUCUCUAAUUGUCAGUGCUCGUGAGGUGUGUUUUGUAAUAAACGAGAGAAAACUGUUUAGUAGAUAA